AAUGGGAAGCGAGGCUUUGCAGAGAAAGGCACACAAAUGUGAUUCUAGUAAAAGAUACACUGGGUUCUCACGGAAUCUCUUAACUCACAUAGCUCGCCAGGUUUUUCCCCUCAACACCAAUCCACUCUUCCCCUCAUUUUCUCUCGACUCCACGGUCCCCACCCCAGAUUCCCGUGACAUUUUCCCAAUCCAACACUUAAUUGAGCGACUGGGAUUCCUCACGUGCGGGGUUGAUUUGUAGUUUGAACACGUGGCUCAUUCAAAAAAGCCGGAAUAUCCUCGUUUUUUUCCUUCCCCUUCUUCAUAUUGGUUUUAUUCAGAGGCGGGCACGAGCCUUAACGUGUGUGAAUUUCUCUGUCUUUUUGCCAAGGGGUUUGGAGGAAGACAAAAAAAAGUCGUGUCUCCUCCUUUUUCACUCAGUCAGCUAUCGUUUUGGAGAAACGGAAUAAAUAAUUAAGAUUUUUUUUCGCGAUAGAGAAGGGCGAGUAAGCGCAAACGCGACGAGGUUGCCCGUCAAAUAUUUCUGUGGCUUCAACGACUGGGGGAAGCACGCCACCGCCACUCCGUUGAGUAGUAAGGCGAUUUUGGCGACUCCAAACCCGAGAGAGCAAAUCACGAUUUCCUUCUGCGUAAAGAUUGUCAAUUUCAGCGCAGAACAUGAAUAAGCUGUACAUUGGAAACGUGAGUGAAGAGGCGAGUGCCGAGGACUUGGAAACUAUCUUUGAGCAGUGGAAGAUUCCGCACAGUGGUCCGUUUCUCGUCAAAACUGGUUAUGCGUUCGUGGAUUGCCCCGAUGAAAAGAAUGCAAUGAUGGCCAUCGACAUUCUUUCAGGUAAAGUUGAACUACAUGGAAAACUCCUAGAGGUGGAACACUCAGUCCCUAAACGUCAAAGGAGCUGUAAGCUGCAGAUCAGGAACAUCCCGCCUCAUCUGCAGUGGGAGGUUCUGGAUGGCAUGUUGGCUCAGUAUGGUACAGUGGAGAACUGCGAGCAAGUAAAUACAGACACCGACACGGCAGUGGUCAACGUCCGAUAUGGUGCCAAGGACCAGGCCAGACAGGCGAUGGAAAAGCUGAAUGGCUUCCUGAUGGAGGACUUUGCCCUGAAGGUGUCGUACAUCCCCGACGAGACGGCGGCUGCUGCCACCCCGAACCUGGGUGGGGGUAAGAGGGGCUUUGUCCCCCGUGGUCCUCUGCGAUCGGGUUCCCCAGGCCUGGGGGCGCGCCCCAAACUGCAGUCGGACGUCCCUUUGCGCAUACUCGUCCCCACACAGUUCGUAGGAGCCAUCAUCGGCAAGGAAGGAGCCACGAUUCGCAAUGUCACAAAACAGACACACUCAAAGAUCGACAUCCACAGAAAGGAGAAUGCGGGAGCUGCAGAGAAGCCCAUCACGGUCCACUCCACCCCAGAGGGCUGCUCCAACGCCUGCAGAACCAUCAUGGAGAUCAUGCAGAAGGAGGCCCUUGACACCAAGUUUACUGAGGAGAUUCCACUGAAGAUUCUGGCUCACAACAACUUUGUGGGCCGACUGAUCGGGAAGGAAGGACGGAACCUAAAAAAGAUUGAAGUGGACACAGAGACCAAGAUCACCAUCUCCCCUCUCCAGGACCUGACGCUGUACAACCCUGAGAGGACCAUCACAGUGAAGGGUUCCAUCGAGGCGUGCUCCCGUGCUGAGGAGGAAGUGAUGAAGAAGGUCAGGGAGUCGUAUGAGAACGACGUGGCCGCAAUGAACCUCCAGUCUAACCUGAUUCCAGGACUCAACCUGAAUGCCUUGGGUUUGUUCCCUGGUGGUGCUCCAGGAAUGGGCCCCUCCAUGGGACACAACGCCCCACCUCCCGGUGCCCAGGGGGGCUACUCCUCAUUCGGGAGCAGUUACUUCGGGGGCGAAGGGCCAUUUUGGGCGUCUGUGCUGUCGGCGAGCAGCCAGCCCCUCUCUGGCCAGGGGCAGCCGGAGUCGGAGACGGUCCAUCUGUUCAUCCCGGCGCUGGCGGUCGGCGCGAUCAUCGGAAAACAGGGUCAACACAUCAAGCAGCUGUCGCGCUACGCCGGAGCCUCCAUCAAGAUCAGUGCGGAUGAAGUCCGUGUCGUAGAUGCAAACCAGGUAGCACCUCCAGACGGCAUGGACGCCAAGCAGAGGAUGGUGAUCAUCGCUGGACCACCGGAGGCCCAGUUCAAGGCUCAGGGUCGUAUCUUUGGGAAGCUAAAGGAGGAGAACUUCUUUGGGCCGAAGGAGGAGGUGAAACUGGAGGCUCACAUCAAGGUGCCCUCCUUCGCUGCUGGGCGUGUCAUCGGCAAGGGAGGCAAAACGGUGAAUGAGCUACAGAACUUGACCAGUGCUGAGGUGGUGGUCCCCAGAGACCAGACGCCUGAUGAGAAUGACCAGGUCAUCGUCAAAAUCACUGGACACUUCUAUGCAAGCCAGCUGGCCCAGAGGAAGAUCCAGGAGAUAUUGUCCCAUGUGAGGCGGCAACAACAGCCAAAACCCUCGCCCCGUGGGGACGGGCUCGCCCGGCCCUCCCGGAAGUAGACCUGGGGGCCAGUGACUGAACCGCCCGAAGACAGAGCAGAGACCAGAGGGGUAACACGGGCAGGGACGACAUGCUCAUCUCAGGGGUUAAGGGUCAUGGGUACCCGACUGUACACCCCAUCCCCCUCAAUGACCUCCUUGACCAACACCACAGUGUGGAUAGACCUUAACCCCCCCCCAUCACCUCACCUCUCUGUGAGAUUAUACUUCAGAGGGUUCCAAUGUUGUCACACACCCUCUCACCACACGGAUGGGUCCUGAUUGGUUCCUCUUUUUAUUUUAUUUUUUUUGUUAUUUUUUUGUAGAAAACACCAAGACAUAAGAAUUAUCCCCCUCCCUGGUGUGGUAACACUCACCACCUCACAUGUUGAUGACAGGUGUUCAUUUUGACACUCGUUUCAGUUUUUACUUUAGUUUUUUGCCCUGGAUGAAGUGUUUGUUUAAUUGGUUGAAGCUUUCUCUCCUGAGUUUUCUGUGGAAAGAAAAAGGCAUUGCUCUGAGUCCUGGUAGGAUGAUGAAAGAUUACGGGAAGGGGUUUAGACGGAUGGGCAGGGCUAGGGGUAAUACUCAUGUUUGAUUGGACAGGGGCCCCAGUGGUGGUUUAAAGGGGCGCCCCUGUGCUGGUAUUGAUAGUGGCAUUUUAUAAAUUCGGAUGCAUUUUAUAGAUAUAUAAAUAUAUAUUUAGAGUUGAGGAUAAGUUAACACUUAAGGGACGGGUUGAACAGUGUUGGCCAGGAAAACGAAUUUAAUAUGCAUUUUACUGAACUACCUCAGGAUCUCUAGUACCUCAAGACGACGAGAAAAAAAAUAAGAAAAUUGAUAUAUAUAAUAUAUAUGAGAAAAAAAAAAUCCUUUUUUUUUUUUAAUUUGCUUUGUGGUAUUUUGUAUACUUUAUAAAGCUAAUAGUUCUUGAAAAUUUUUAUUUUUUUAAGAAAAUUAACAAUUUGGUCAGCUGCCAAAUGACCUUGCCUUCAACUCUAGUGCUCUCCAGCAACAUCAACAUGAUGACGGUGGCCCUGUACAUAGUCUGUCUGUACAUAGAGCCAAGGGCGAAGUUAGCGCUCAACUCAGUUGGCUGCUGAUGGGAGUAUCGAGAGAGAAUACAUCGCCUCAGUUUUCCUGAGGAAUCCACCACCUUCUGAAAACUACAAAAAGCACGUCUAUAUUAGAGUAAUGCCGAUUCAUGCCAACCGUACAUACUGCAGUGACGCCGUUUAGUUUUGGGAUUCUGACACUUAUUGUUGACGGUACGUUUAAAUGUUUUCUUUUCUUCUGUCUUCCUGGAAGGGCAAUGGGAGGGGCCUGAGCACUGAGUUCUCUCUCUGUAGCCUUCAUAGAAAUGGACAUGGCAGAGCAGCACGGUCUGUUUGUUGUAUUUCUGUUACCUGCUUAGGCCUUGAACCAUCAUAGUCUCAAAUUUGCUUAUAGUGCAAUACAUGGGGAAUAGGGUGAAAUUUGGAAGUUUCUGACAAGCUAAAGUUCGGUCCACAGCCUGAUGGUUUUUAAAACAAAAAUUCUAGAGCGACUUUGCAGUGGCCCCAGUAGCCGCCGAGUCAGUCUGUUAGUGUAGUUUACUGCAUGGUGACGGUAGGGGGAGUCACACUGAUGGAUGCUUUUAUGGAAUCUACUGUAACUGUUUAACCAGCAGCAGCAGCUGUAACCUUUGAUUGAAGUGAGAGAAAGCAGUUCAAAUUAGUAUUCAUUACAAAAAGCCAAGCGGCACACAUUUUACUAAACAAACCCUGUUUGGGACGAGGAAGAUCGGUUAAAAAUCCAACGACAAAGAAAUACUAUACCAAGUUUAUCCUUUUUUAUUUUUUAUGCAGAAUGUAAAUAUGUUUUGAUUUGUGGUAAAAGUGCUUGAGUGUAUCCAUUCUUCCACAAUAGAACGCUGUCUACCUCAGCCGAGGGGGUGGGUUUGUGGCGGCGUGCGCCCUCACCCCUCCUAGCGCUCGCUCCCAUACACCACCUAGCGCCCUUCACCCCUCCUAGCGCCCUCACCCCUCCUAGCGCCCCUCACCCCUCCUAGCGCCCUCACCCCUCCUAGUGCCCUUCACCCCGCCUAGCGCCUGCGCCCUCACCCCCCCCUAGUGCCCACGCACUCGCUCCGACACUUCAGUACCCCCCCCCCCCCCCCCCCAACACUUCUCUGCAUGGGCGCGUGCGUGCUCACGCGGUCCAUCCUCGCGCUUACGUACAUGAGGGGCACAAGUGACGUUUAUCCCCCCCCCUCCUCAUCUGUUUUUUGAUCUACCUCUUUAGAAACACAUUUUGAAUUAGAGGCAUACUUCUAUUUAUUAGAUUUGGGUUCUUCUCCCGCUGUCCCCCCUUCUGCUGUCCCCCCCCUUCUGCUUUCCCAGAUAUAAAUGAAAAUAAACAAAUCAUGUUGUACUCUUUUAGAAUUUAAAGGAAAAAUUGAAAAGUGAUCAGAAAUAUUUCCUUUGCUAGCAUUUAUAUAAUCUACUCCUGCUUAAUUGAUUGAAAAUCCUCAAACGUUGCUUUUUCUGCUUUUAUUUUUGGUAGUGUGGCUUCCAUGUAUUGAACUUUCUUGCUUGGGUUUUUUUGUGAAAAAAGGUGUUUUCACCCGUGCAUUUUUUUGAUUCAGUGAAUGGACGAUAAGUAAAACUUAUAAACUGUAAAAAAAAAAGAAAAGGGGGGCCUGCCUUUUUGUUUCUGGUUUUAGACUAACAAUAAAUACGGUUUUUCUUACCUUUGUCUUCACGAAUGCUACAUUCAUUUGAUAGCGAUUUGUUCUGUUAGUAUUUUCUUCGAUGUGUAACAUGGAAAUUCAUGUUUUUGUGGGGAAAGUGGAGGGACUGGGUUAGGGAGUCCCUUUUUUUGGAAAAGUUGUCUGGUUUAGGCACGAUACCCUCUCUUCCCUGCCCCCUCUGCGAACAUGCUUGUGCCCCUUCACCCCCCCCCUCACACAGCUCAACUUGUCAAACGCCUCUGAAUAAAAACAAAGUGAAAUUGG
Molecule: messenger RNA, 5503 nt
Organism: Salmo salar (Atlantic salmon)
Lineage: Eukaryota; Metazoa; Chordata; Actinopteri; Salmoniformes; Salmonidae
Product: insulin-like growth factor 2 mRNA-binding protein 3
Molecular function (GO): RNA binding
Source: RefSeq, a predicted model, not a curated record